Molecule: messenger RNA, 1152 nt
Organism: Phytophthora nicotianae INRA-310
Lineage: Eukaryota; Oomycota; Peronosporomycetes; Peronosporales; Peronosporaceae
Product: methionine aminopeptidase, type I
Exons: 1
Coding region: 1-1152 (383 amino acids)
Biological process (GO): proteolysis
Molecular function (GO): metalloaminopeptidase activity
Source: RefSeq, a predicted model, not a curated record
AUGACAGGAGGCGCUUCGUGUGUGACCCCGACGUGUGCCAAGAGCGGCUCGCUCAUAUGUCCGACAUGCAAGAAGCUGGGCAUUCCGCCGGCCAUGAGCACAUUUUGCUCGCAGGAGUGCUUCAAGGGUUACUGGUCUUCGCACAAGGCGCUGCACAAGAUGUUUACACAGGCCAUAGCAGCAGAACAGGCCCGCGCUGAGAACGCAUCGCCCUUUGACGGCUACGAGUUCACGGGCAAGCUGCGGCCUGGUAAGGUCUCGGAGACGGUCAAGGUCCCUGAGACCGUCAACCACCCCGACUACGCUGAGACGGGCAUCCCCGAAGCGGAACAGCGUGCUCGACGUGAAAGCAACAUCAUCCCAGUGUACACUCCCGAGCAGAUCAAGGGCAUCCGCGAGGCCUGCCGUCUCGGCCGUGAGGUACUAGACAUCGCAGGUAAGGCACUGCGUCCUGGCGUCACCGGAGAUGAGAUCGACAAGAUCGUGCAUCAAGCCUGCAUUGAACGCGGCUGCUAUCCAUCGCCACUCAACUACUAUCACUUCCCCAAGUCGGUCUGCAUCUCGAUUAACGAGGUUAUUUGCCACGGCAUCCCGGACUCCCGUCCUUUUGAGGACGGAGAUAUCGUCAACCUCGAUGUGACGGUGUAUAAGAAUGGCUAUCACGGAGACUUGAACGAAACAUUCCUCGUCGGCACUGUUGAUGAAGAAGGUGUACACCUGGUGAAGACAACAUUCGAGAGUCUGGCUGCGGCAGCCAAGAUCAUUCGCCCCGGCACGAUGUUCCGUGAGCUGGGCAAGCAUAUCUCAGCGGUUGCCACCGCCGAGGGGUUCUCGGUUGUGAAGUCAUACUGUGGCCACGGUGUUGGAACGCACAUGCACGGCAUCCCGGACAUCCCUCACUAUGCUAAAAACAAGGCCGUUGGCAUCAUGAAGCCCGGAAUGGUCUUCACUAUUGAACCGAUGAUCAAUGUCGGCACGUGGCGUGACCAAACGUGGCCUGAUGAAUGGACCUCAGUGACAAGAGAUGGAUUGCGCUCGGCGCAGUUCGAGCACACGUUCCUCGUGACGGAGACAGGCUACGAAAUCCUAACUGCGCGUGAGAAUGAGCCUGACAUGGAAUGGAGUCAGGCAAAGCUGCAGCGUCCGCUCUAA